Molecule: messenger RNA, 3929 nt
Organism: Coccidioides posadasii C735 delta SOWgp
Lineage: Eukaryota; Fungi; Ascomycota; Eurotiomycetes; Onygenales; Onygenaceae
Source: RefSeq, a predicted model, not a curated record
CGCAUCUGCAGAGCAUGAGCUGCAGGUCUUGAGCUGCUGUCUUUUUUGGUUUUCUUUGGCUCGCUGGUCCUUCGCCCAACAGCACUUCUUACGAUGCUGUUGGACCUUCUCUGCCUGUGACGGAGCCUCCCUCUAGUUCGCAUCGCGGCGACCGCCUUGCCUCCACGAUCCGCGAAUCCUCUCUGAGCCGGCAAACAACACGUUCCUCCCCGUUUCAUAUGCGCCGUAAAUGAUCCUUAGCCACAAUGUUCCAGCUCUCCUCCCUCGUUCAGAAGGCCCAGUCGCUCGUAGACGCUGCAAACUUCGGCUUUGCCUCGACUGGCAGUUCUGACCGCAAUCCCUCAAAGGGAUCCCUGUUCCGCCAACAGUUCCGUCUUCCAGACUCCCAGAACCCGCUGCAGGAGAUCACGGCCGAACUCGUCCUACCCGUGCCCUACUCCUCCUCCUCCGCCUCGUCCAUUUCUAGCGCUACGCAGGGCGAACGGUCCCGAGACGCGGGGCGAGUGGGAAAUACGUACCCGGGUAACCUACACCUGAGCGAACGAUUCUUGUGCUUCUCUACGCAGCCUACGAGUUUCUUGCCAUCUGCAAGUUUUGGCGCGUCGUCGGCGUUUACAGGACAAACACACGGGACUGGUCCGUCGGGGAAUGGGUUUACUCUGCCGCUCUGUUCGAUCCGGAGAGUAGAGCGGCUGAAUAGCCUUAGCCAUGUGUUUUCCCUGGCGUUGACGACGUGGAAUGGUGCGUUGGUCAAAGGGAGUGGUAAAGACGCGCAGACGACACCACAGAGGUUCACGCUCCACCUUGUUGGUAGUCGGCAGGCCUGCGAACGGUUUUGCAACGGGCUGAAAAAGGGAUUGAGAGAGAGUAUGAAGGAAGUCGAUAGUCUCCGAAAUGUCGUUUCAGAAUGUCAUUCUGAAUAUAUUUUUUUGGCUGGAAGAACAGGAAAGCACAGGGACGAGGCCGAUCCCGACGUUCCACCGAGAGAGCCUCCUGAUACGGGGCUGGGGUUGGUGUUUAGAUACCCCGGUGAUGCUCGAAAAUUAAGAGAUAGAAGUAAGAUGAGGUUAUGGGGAGAGUACUUUAGAGAAAACGGUCGCAAUGCGACAAUAAUACGACAACCUACCUUCCACAAGCUUAUUCGCGUGGGCCUCCCGAAUCGACUUCGCGGCGAGAUCUGGGAAAUUACUUCCGGUUCGUUCUAUAUGCGACUCAGGUCACCAAAUCUAUACGAAGAGACCCUUUCCAAGUUUUCUGGGCGCGAAUCUCUCGCAAUUGAUGAGAUCGAGAAAGAUCUAAACCGAAGUUUGCCUGAAUAUCCUGGGUUCCAGAGCGAAGAAGGCAUCGGGAGGUUACGACGGGUUUUGACCGCAUACAGUUGGAUAAAUGAAGAAGUCGGAUAUUGUCAGGCCAUGAAUAUCGUCGUUGCAGCCCUGUUAAUCUAUAUGUCCGAGGCACAGGCGUUUUUCCUUUUGUCGGUGUUAUGUGAUCGCCUACUACCAGGUUAUUAUUCUACGACUAUGUACGGAACAUUAUUGGACCAGAAAGUGUUCGAGUCUCUUGUUGAAAAGACAAUGCCGAUUCUUUGGGAGCAUUUGGUGCGGUCAGAUGUUCAGCUCUCUGUCGUGUCUCUUCCAUGGUUUCUAUCCUUGUAUAUCAAUUCGAUGCCCCUUGUAUUUGCAUUUCGUGUAUUGGAUGUCUUUUUCCUCGAAGGCCCAAAGGUUUUGUUCCAGGUUGGCCUUGCCAUCCUACGCAUCAACGGAGAGGAGCUGCUGGAUGUCACCGACGAUGGGACAUUUAUCUCUAUCCUUAAAUCCUACUUUUCUCGUUUAGACGAAUCUGCUCACCCACGAUCCGAAAAUCCAAAGCUGCGCGCCAUCACUCGCUUCCAAGAGCUUAUGGUAGUGGCUUUUAAGGAGUUCUCUGCAAUUACCCACUCGACCAUCGUCGAAGAACGAGCGAGACACAAAAAUGCAGUUCUCGACAGCAUCGAAGGUUUUGCGAAGAGAACUUCAAUUCGAAAUCUUGGUCCAGAAAGCAAGAAGCUGAGCGUUGACGACCUUGGCGCCAUCUACGAUCGCUUUUACGAAGUUUUAUACGAUAGACAGCAGCGAAUGAGGCUUAUAGAAGAGGAGAAAAAACGUAAAGACCGAGAACACAGGAAAAGCGCUGCUCGUUAUUCAGUCUUAGCAACGACUGUGGAAGCUCAGGUCGGCCGCGUUGGGCUUGGACCAAGCCCUACUCACAUGGAUUAUGAUGGUUUCCGUGAAUUUUUGGCUACUACGGCGAGAUGGGCGGUUGCGGACUCGCCGCGGUCAUCAAUGAGGGAGUCGACCUCGGAUUCAUAUCGCAGUUCUAGCAUACGAGGCAGCAAGUCCCUUGACGGAAACUAUCCUGAACCUAUCGAUCACGACUUUAUUCAACGUCUUUAUCGUAAGUGGCAAGUGGAUAAAAACGAAGGGCUAAGCCUACAAAAUGUUGUCAAUGGCUUGGCUCGCAUAAAGGGAACUCGGGAUAUUUUGAGCACGAUCAAUUACUUCUUCGAUCUUUAUGAUGACGAUGGCACUGGACAGGUAGAUAGAGAGGGCAUUCUACGGAUGUCAGAGGCACUUUUGUUCCUCUCUCGGCGGGGUUUUGAAGGCACCGUGAACCCUACCCAGGCUGAGGACUCAGAUCAAUUGUUGAUUCGAAUGAAAACAAACUUGACCCCUGAAGAAAGGUUUUUGGGAAGCGUCAGUGAUUUUAUCCAGAGGUGCUUUGAAUACGCCGACCCAAGUCAUCCUCACAACAAAGAUAACCUCAUCACCGACAGCGUCGCGGAAACGGCAAACCAACUUGAUUCUUUUGCCAUCGGUGAUGAUGACGACGAUGAUUUACUAGAUCUUAAUGACGACAAUAAAGACGAAUCUCCCGCUCCGGCCACCUCAGGCGAUACAUCUCCUCCGCCAAAGCCUGCCGUUGCUUCUCAGAACACCCCAACUUCUCCCUCAAAACGCGCCUCAGAGGCAGCGAACAUCGCCCUUGACCCAGCCCAUCCACUCCACAUCACCCUCCCGACGUUCCGCAUGGUAAUUCUUGCAGAUGAACUCCUGGAACAAUUCUUCGAAAACUUCUUCCCUCGUUCAUUCCACCUCUCCGACCGCCCAGCCACAGCACCCCGCUCAGCAUCCCUCUCUUCGAACCUCACCACCUUCGCCAAUCUAGGCUCGCCACGCGCUGCAGCCUCUCAGCCUGCCAGUGCCGCCACUGUCGCAGGCGCCUCCGGUGGCAUUGUACCACCAGGCCACAAAGGACUGCGUGGUGUUCUAGAUAAUAUUGUCUCAGACGGAAUGCGCGUGGCUGCUGAGGUGAAGAAGCGGAUGGACGAAGCGCAGCGUGAAAUGGAGCGAAAUGCGCUCAAUCGAAGCACGGAAGAUGACGAGGACGAGGAGGAUGAGGAUGGUGUGGGGUAUGACGAGCGAAGAAGGGAUAAUAGAUCUGCGCAGGUGGCGAGGGAGAGAGAUAGAGAUCUUCUCGAAGGUGCGGAGGUUAUGAGCGUGAGGGAGAGAGACGAAGGGAGCAAAUAUGAGAAGGAAAGGCUGCUGUCGUCCUCCUUAUCGCCAGCCGCCGGGGAUACUGGGAAAAUAGGGACAACCGGAACCGUGGGCAAGGUUGAGUUUGAAUCCUAGAGAGAUACCUAUCGCGUGAUUGGCUGUAUUGUAUGUUGGGGUUUUGGUUGCCUUUGCAGGGCGUUUCACUGCUUCGGGGUGCCGGUUGAUCUUGGGGAGCUGUACAUUUGGAACCCCCAGUGUACGUAUCAAGUACCGAUAAUCGGUGAUGACAUUUAUGAACAGGUAUCUACAAAGAUGUAGGUCUUAAAACCAUAUAGGAUAGGACUAGAAUUUUGAACAUCAUAUUUGAAAUGACAAUUCCAUUCAUAUCUAUGAAAA